CGAUGGUAUUUUUAUUUGCGUAACAAAUUUAAAACAUUUUAAGAACUUAAAAAAUAACUUACAAUAAUAAUUUUGCCUGUGUGGUAAAAAAUUGUCAUCUUUCAACAACACAAGGAGAGUAAACAAGCGUCAUGGCGAACUUGACGCAAACAAAUUUGAAUCAUUUCAUGUCUCAAACACAAGAUCAAUUAAUAAAAUUAUUUGAAAAAGAACUGGUUUUUGAUGAAGUGGUUGACUCGUGGCCACUUAUGAGUACACCAUGGCCAAUACUCUCAAUAUUAUCUAUAUACUUAUUGUUUGUAUUGAAACUCGGCCCAAGUAUGAUGGAAAACCGGAAACCAUUUAACAUAAAAUAUGUGAUGCUUUUGUAUAAUGCUAUUCAAACACUUUAUAAUAGUUGGAUUGUAGCUUUGUUCUUUACCACGUCUGGAGCAUGGAGCUACUAUAUAAGUCAUGUAUGCCAUCCACUUCCUCGAGAUCUCAAUCAUUUGCUUAUACAUGAGUUCAACAAAGGCUCAUGGUAUUUUUUCUUAUCCAAAGUAAUUGAUUUAUUAGAUACAGUAUUUUUUGUCUUGAGGAAAAAACAAUCCCAAGUAUCUUUCUUACAUGUUUAUCAUCAUGUAAAUAUGGUAAUCACAUGCUGGGCUUUUCUACGAUUCAUAAAAGGAGAACAACUGAUAUUUGGUGGACUCGUAAACUCAUUUAUUCAUACAGUAAUGUAUAGUUACUACUUUUUGUCAGCUUUGGGUCCACAUAUGCAAAAAUACUUAUGGUGGAAAAAAUACUUGACUCGUAUGCAAAUCAUUCAAUUUCUAAUGAUAAUGGCAUAUAAUGCUUGCUUGUACACAUUUAACUGCAACUUUCCAAGAUUAUUUAUUUUGUAUGUGAUUGCUGACGUCUCAUUAUUUUUGUACUUAUUUUUAAUGUUCUAUAAAAAAACGUAUGAACAAAACCAACGAGCAAAAUUACAUGCAAAUUAAAAAAAACAAGAAAAAAUGCCUAUUUGUUCAUAGUUUAUAUUGUUCGUAGAAAUGUGAUUAUCUGUAUUUUUUUUUUUUUUUUUUAUCAAUAUCAUACAAUUGUUUUUUUUUUCUUA
Molecule: messenger RNA, 1096 nt
Organism: Melanaphis sacchari
Lineage: Eukaryota; Metazoa; Arthropoda; Insecta; Hemiptera; Aphididae
Product: elongation of very long chain fatty acids protein 4-like
Exons: 8
Coding region: 132-980 (282 amino acids)
Biological process (GO): fatty acid elongation, monounsaturated fatty acid; fatty acid elongation, polyunsaturated fatty acid; fatty acid elongation, saturated fatty acid
Cellular component (GO): endoplasmic reticulum membrane
Molecular function (GO): fatty acid elongase activity
Source: RefSeq, a predicted model, not a curated record